Aphis gossypii (cotton aphid) is the source of this 888-nucleotide messenger RNA. RefSeq lists its product as uncharacterized. NCBI's taxonomy places the organism in Eukaryota, Metazoa, Arthropoda, Insecta, Hemiptera, Aphididae. Bases 1 to 888 code for a protein of 295 amino acids. The record is from RefSeq and is a predicted model, not a curated record. The transcript is spliced from 5 exons.
AUGAAAAAAGUAUCAGAUGCUAAUUUGAGUCAAAUUUUGGAAAAUAAUAACAUUCCCAAAGGCCAAACUGAUGUAAUUAAUGAAAUAUUUAAAGCUUCUAAACUUACUAACCCAAAAAAUAGAAAGUAUAGUGAAAAUUGGAUAUUACUUUGCUUGCUAUUUCAAAUAAGAUCGCCGAGUGGGUAUAAGUUUUUACGUGAACAAAAUAUUCUUCCGUUACCUUGCAUUAGCACAAUCAGAAAAUACUUGCUAGUAUUAAAAAUUGGGUGUGGCUUUGAUCCUAAUUUUUUUAAACUUUUUAAAAAAUAUAUGUUGAAUAAAAACAAGUUCCAGAGAAAUGGCAUAAUUCUACUGGAUGAAAUAAGCUUGAGGGAAAGCAUUAGUGUCAAUAGUAGAACACUAACUUAUACUGGGCUAGAAGAUUGUGGAGAAGAAAUAGAAACAAAACAAAAAAGCAACUUGAAAGCUAAUAAUGCUUUAGUUUUUAUGUGGCAGAGUUUUGGUGAAAAUGUUGCCCAACCUAUUGCUGUUUUUACUUCACAUGGUCCAAUUAAAGGAGUUGAUCUAGCCAAGUUAGUUGUAAAAGCAAUUUUAUUAAUUGAAGAUUCAGGAGGAAAAGUAAUAGGAUUAACUUCUGAUGGUGCUUCUACCAAUAGGAUAAUGUGGAGUUCAUUGGGAGUAAUAACACAAAAAAGUGAUUUCAAAAACUAUUUUGAAAAUCCAUACGAUCCGUCCCGAAAUAUAUUUGUGUUUUCAGAUGCUCCUCAUUUGUUGAAGACAGUACGAAAUCGGUUGUAUACAAAUAAACAAUUUCAGGUAGAUAAACAAACUACAAAAAAUAAUAAAUAUUUUACUGUAAAGUGUUCAAUAUUGAAUGCAACUCUUUAA